CGCAGUAUAUGUUACCAUGGACUUGUCUUUUGUAUUCCUAGUUGCACUCUUCGGACUGAUUUCAACGACAAGCCCACCUCAGAGGUGUAGAGAACUGCAUAUGGAAAACUGCAACGUUUGUCAUUGUGGUAUGUGUACCUUGAUGGGAUGUCCACCAGGCAUUCAAUAUGAUGAUUGUGUGUAUAACGGGAAUACGUACAAGCAUGGUGAUAAAUUUAUGAAUGAUUGUAACAAUUGUGUUUGUAACGAUGGUAGACCUAUCUGUUUCCAUGAUGAUUGUUCGUCGCUUUCUAAGAGAACACCUUUUCCACGACUUGCGAAUAAGUGCUGGUAUAAUGGUAAAUUUUAUGAUGUUGGAACGAAGGUCGUGGAAAACAAUGACUGUAAUGCUUGUCACUGUGUGGGUACAGGGCACAACACGGGUAUUGCUUGUACCGUGAUGAGAUGCCGAGCACCUCUCCUGGACGUCAUAAAGACUUUAUAAAUGUAUCCAGAAUAAAAUUUUAUC
This is a messenger RNA of Lottia gigantea (owl limpet), 508 nucleotides long. RefSeq lists its product as hypothetical. The record is from RefSeq and is a predicted model, not a curated record. The transcript has 4 exons. NCBI's taxonomy places the organism in Eukaryota, Metazoa, Mollusca, Gastropoda, Lottiidae. The coding region runs from base 17 to 484 and encodes 155 amino acids.